Recurvomyces mirabilis is the source of this 897-nucleotide messenger RNA. RefSeq lists its product as uncharacterized. The record is from RefSeq and is a predicted model, not a curated record. The coding region runs from base 1 to 897 and encodes 298 amino acids. Lineage: Eukaryota; Fungi; Ascomycota; Dothideomycetes; Mycosphaerellales; Teratosphaeriaceae. Gene Ontology annotation, molecular function: oxidoreductase activity. The transcript is spliced from 2 exons.
AUGGCGGCUUUGGCCUACUAUAGAACCAAUCCAUCACAGACCCAGAUCAACUGCUUCACGAACGAGCAGAGCCUUUCUAUGGAGAUGGCAGCAAACGCCGGCAAGAACUUCAUAAUCACAGGCGCUGGCCGAGGCAUCGGCCGUGGUCUAAGUCGAUUACUCCUACAGAAGGGUCAUCGAGUCCUCCUCGUCGAUGUCAAUCGCGAGGAACUAGACCAUACCGCCGCUAACCUUGCACAAUCGCACACUAGAGGCAAGGACUUCGAAGCACAUCUCUGCGACUUGCGAAAGCCCUCUGAUAUAUGUGCUGCUGCAUCUCGAGCCAGCGAGCUGUUCGGUGGACAUCUCGAUGUGUUGGUCAACAAUGCGGCGAACACUUCGGCCGUUGGGAAGUCACAUCUGUCUGAGAUCUCCCUGGAGGACUGGAACGCAUCGAUAGAAGUGAAUCUCACUGCGCCGAUGCUGCUAAGCCAGAGCUGUCUGCCAUUGCUACAGAACUCGAGCUCGAAACAGCAAGGCGGCUCGAUCAUAAACAUGUCGUCGACUCGAGCCUUCAUGUCAGAGCCUGACAACGAGCCGUACUCUGCCACCAAAGCAGGACUCCUUGGUCUGACGCAGUCAAUGGCUGUUAGCCUAGCGCCACAAGGUGUGCGCGUAAACGCAAUCUUGCCUGGCUGGAUCAACGUGGCGAACGAGUGCAAGUCCGCGGAUAGUGACGGGACUGCCUGGGAAGAUGGUUUGACUGGAGAAGAUCAUCGUUGGCACCUGACCGGUCGUGUUGGCAGGGUCGACGAUAUACUCAAGGCAGUGGAGUACUUGGUGGAAGCAGACUUCGUGAGUGGCGCUGAGCUUGUUGUUGACGGUGGCGUGACGAGGAAGAUGGUGUAUCCUGAGUAG